Xyrichtys novacula (pearly razorfish) is the source of this 540-nucleotide messenger RNA. The record is from the annotation of a GenBank genome assembly. Lineage: Eukaryota; Metazoa; Chordata; Actinopteri; Labriformes; Labridae.
AUGAAAACACUCUGGAAGCCGCUGUGGAGACACCACUCCAUAUCAAGAGCAACCAAACUAAGGAUCUACAACACCUCAGUCCUCUCCAUCCUCCUUUACGGAGCUGAAACAUGGCCACUCAACAAGACCCUGGCUGCCAGAAUAGAUGGCUUUGACACCAGAGCACUGCGCUCAAUAGAGGGUAUUAAAUGGCCAGAUAGGGUCUCCAACAUCACACUGAGGGAACUGACACAACAGCCCUCUGCCUCCCAACUGGCAGCACAGCGUCGAUUGCGCUGGUACGGCCAUAUCAGGAGACUCCCCCCAGAACAUCCUACUCAUGAUUUCCUCCACUUCCAACCCAAAGCUGCCGGCUGGAAACGCCCCUGUGGUGCCCCCCGCACACGAUGGAUUGAUGUCGUCACCGGGGACCUACACCAACUGGGCCUGUCGCUUGCCGUAGCCGAACCCCUAGCACUGGACCGACCCCAAUGGAGAAGAUUGGUGAAACUGAUUGGCUCUACGCAUGGCGCCGUCCCCGUCGCCGAGCAAGACACCUGA